AUGUUCAGAAGCUGGUUGUCAUCACAGAGUGUUGGGGUCCGCUCAAUAUCCCAACGUGUCUUUUCUAGAGAAUUCUCUACCUCCAAAAUAACACAGGCUCCAGGAAACAAUAAAAUAGUCAAGAAAGAAAAAGUGGUGAAAAACAUCUUGUACUGUAACUUUGGGAGAAACAAUACCCAUUUGGCGCUUGUGUCAGUUAUCGAAGACUUGAACUUCCUUAAAAACAACCCAGAACUCUCUUACAAUGACAAAAUGCUUUACUACUUACGUUUGCCCCAGAAAUUGAGAAUCCACUUGUCUUGUGGUAAUGUGGGGUUCAGAAAAGCCGCCAGAGGGGAGUACGAAGCAGCUUUCCAAACCACCGUCAAGAUGUUCAAAUUAAUAGAAGAAAGAAAACUCUUUGAUGAUUUGGAAGUCGAUCUUAGAAAUUUUGGUAAAGGUAGAGCCGCAUUUCAAGCAGCGUUAUUGGGUAAAGAAGGUUUGAAAAUAAAGCCUUUGGUGACUAAAUUGUCGGAAUCGACCAAGUUGAAAUUCGGUGGUGUUAGAUCUCCUCGUGAAAGACGUUUGUGA
This is a messenger RNA of Saccharomycopsis crataegensis, 570 nucleotides long. RefSeq names its product mitochondrial 37S ribosomal protein uS11m MRPS18 (gene MRPS18). Lineage: Eukaryota; Fungi; Ascomycota; Saccharomycetes; Ascoideales; Saccharomycopsidaceae. Gene Ontology annotation, biological process: translation. Bases 1 to 570 code for a protein of 189 amino acids. The transcript is spliced from 2 exons. Gene Ontology annotation, cellular component: ribosome. The record is from RefSeq and is a predicted model, not a curated record. Gene Ontology annotation, molecular function: structural constituent of ribosome.